Messenger RNA from Synchiropus splendidus (mandarinfish), 2334 nucleotides. RefSeq names its product adrenomedullin 2b (gene adm2b). The coding region runs from base 230 to 727 and encodes 165 amino acids. The transcript has 2 exons. The record is from RefSeq and is a predicted model, not a curated record. Gene Ontology annotation, molecular function: hormone activity. Gene Ontology annotation, cellular component: extracellular region. NCBI's taxonomy places the organism in Eukaryota, Metazoa, Chordata, Actinopteri, Syngnathiformes, Callionymidae. Gene Ontology annotation, biological process: adenylate cyclase-activating G protein-coupled receptor signaling pathway; positive regulation of heart rate; regulation of systemic arterial blood pressure.
CUGAGAUUACCUUUUUUUUUUCUUCUGGGUUUCUCCAUGAAACGAGUGGACGAUGGUGCGUUCACUGUUACUCAAUUAAAUUAAGACAAAUAACGUGUUUUUUUGCGCAUACUUUUGAGUAUAAUUACGAGUGCGUUUCUUUUUUAAAUUGAUUAAAUCCAUAGUUUAAAAAAAAAGUUUCCGCGAGAACCGCCCCACGCCGGUCCGCACACCAGCACCGCGCCGCGUCAUGCGCGCUGUACUGUCGGCGUGGCUCUGGCUGCUGCUCGGCCUCCUGCCUGUGGAAGUCGAGACCAACGCAGCGAAUGGACUCCGACACAGACUGACUCCACCCAAAACAUCCAGACUUUUCCAUUCACCAUAUAUCACCACCAUCAAGACGUCUGACUCGGAUCUCGCCGUUGCCCUCGACAACUACAUCACCCGUGACAACAGACGGAUCAUAUGGAGGAUCCUGCUGCAGAAGGACCCCCCGCCUAGGUUUUCAAAUUUCUUGCCGAGUCAAAAUGAAGUUCAGCUCGAAGAGGAACCAGCGGAGACCCACAGGUCACGAGGUCGCCGGCAUGUUGGCGGCGGAAGGGGUCACGGUCACCUGAUGAGAGUGGGGUGUGUUCUGGGCACCUGUCAGGUACAGAACCUGAGCCAUCGUCUGUACCAGCUGAUUGGUCAAAGUGGGCGGGAAGACUCCUCCCCCAUUAACCCUCGCAGUCCUCACAGCUACGGAUAAGUCCUCGCUAUCCGAACCAUGGAACACUUUAGGAACGUUUCACAAAGACUAGCAUCCCACGACUUUUCUACAGCAAUGUUAGCAUAUCAAUGUGCUUACACAACUGAACAAAGUCGCUUUAUGAAUCUAGAUUUCAGUCAUAAUAACGCAAUGCUUUUGUCAAUGUUAAAGAAUGGAAAGUACAUGUAAAACAUUAGGAGGUGGGGAAACAAACUUCCCAUCGCUGAAACCUUGUAAAUCACUGCUAUUCUUCUGACUUGCCCACGCUGUCCAAAUAUAUACAUCCUCUUCUACAUGGUGAGAUAAACUGGUGGGUCAUUGAAACAUCAUCUUUGUUUGACACCUUUCUAUCUACGGCUGUGGAAAGAAGAGUAAAAACGGUGUAGUCACAUUGAGGUCAGCCAAAGUCAAAUUUUUGAGUCACAUGGACCACAGAUUUUAACACCUCAUCGGAAAGAGAUUAAACUAUUUUCGCAUUUAAUCCGUCCAAACCUCAAGUUUCAAGAUGUUAAUGGGUCUUACGAUAAUAAAUAUUGAUGUCACAUAUAUCAAAUACAUUUUUGAAAACUAUGCGAAUACGUAAAAAUGUUGAUUUUUUUAUGCACAACUUAUAAAGGGAGAAUAAUUAUAUUAUAUUUGUUCACACUAUUACAGCGCUUACUUUUAAUAAUGUUGUAUUGUUCAUAAGAAAUGCAUAAAGUGAAAUCAUUGAUGUCAAAUAUAUAAAAAAAAUGUAAUUUGUCAAACUCUGACAGGACUCUUUCGAAACUGAAGCUCCAGUGGAACAUCAUCUGCAGCAGUCACCCAUGACGUUAGCUGUCAAAGCACUGCGUGUAUUUUUAAAAACCGGAAAAGCCUUUGUGAAUGGACUACUACCUGCUAGCGUCAUCAUCGGUGAUCCUGCCGAAGUGGACCAAUCAGAGCUGAGAGUUAAUCCAGCCUGCCUCUCUAUAAAGCCACUGACUGUGUGCUAGCAAGUGGCUUUAGUUCAGUGUGGACACCAACCAAGAAUAACCUUGAUAGAAACCCAGUUAACCCUUCACCCAAAACCUCAGUGCACACAACCAGCCAAAAUAACCACUAACCCUAAUCCGUGAUCUGUCUGCGUGCUUCUUAACCACCACCUUGUCGUCAUUGAUCCACAGAGACGAGCUGGAAGCUGCAAUAAGCUUCAUAUUUUUAACUUACAGUGGAGUUAAAAUCAAGCCUUGAAUUCAUCGCGCCUUAAAGAAAUAUGCCUUACCUGCUGUUAGCUGAUGACCACUUGUUUUAAUACACAUUGAAGCACUUUAUCCUUCCUUUAAGUGUGACUUGAAGUUGAAAGUUUAUCUGUAAAUAUCCCCAUGUAUUUUCAUGUUAUGAGAACCUCCUCCAUGCACAAGUGUCCUUUGUAACGUACUGUUUCUUUGUUGUCUCUUGUAGUUAAAAGAUGUCAAUUAAAGUGUAAGAAAUGUCUGAGCUCUUUUUCUCCAUGCUGACUAUUUGCAUGCAACUGACCUAAAUGCAGCUCUUCCUUCUCCUCAACAGCUCUAAGGAAGAAAUGCCCCACCCAUUGAGGCGAAUGAGUUGUAAAAGAAGAAUAAAAAAAUGUCACUGUAUGGAGAGAU